GCCCCCGGACAGUGAUGGCGGCGGCGCUGGGGAGCCGCGCGGCCCGGCCAUGGCGGGUGCUGAUGCCCGCCGUCCGCAGGCACAGCGGGGCCGCGCCGGGAGCCGCCGGGACUCCCCCGCAGCGAACGGAGCAGCGCCCGGGCAGCGGCACCGAGGGCUCCGGCCCCCGGCAGGUUCCUUCAGAGAAAUCAGAAUCCUUUGCAUCCAUGUUGAGACGCUCUCCUUUAAUUCAGAUGGGGCCUGCCAAAGAUAAAAUUGCCAUUGGUCAAAUAUUCCAUGUUGUAGAAGAUGAUCUUUACAUAGAUUUUGGUGGCAAGUUUCACUGCGUGUGCAAAAGACCAGAAGUUGAUGGAAAAAAAUAUCGGAGAGGAACCCGGGUACGCCUGAGACUGCUGGAUCUUGAACUGACAUCCAGGUUUUUGGGGGCAGCCAGUGAUACAACAUUGCUGGAAGCUGAUGCAGUGCUCUUGGGACUUGCAGAGAGCAAGCAAACAAAGCAAAAGGAGUAAAUUUACUGCAAAGAGAUGCACUUUGUGGUCUGACAAAUUGCAUAAAUUAAAUGCUUCCUCAGGAAAUAAAUGAAAAUUUUGUGUCUGCUUAGUCAUGUAAAAAAUGAGAUCAAUAAAAGACAAUAAGCACAUUGUAUCUAAUUCUUACUCCACUUUUAUUCACUCAUCUUUCUAGCUCUUUGCCUUUAGAUUUGAAGGUGGUUAACUGAGCUGCUGUAGGUUAACUGAAUGUGUUCGUAUUCUUGUAUAAAGAAUUUCAGAGUCCAUCAUACUAUUCCAAAGGAACGUUGAUUUUCCAUGGAAAAAGUCCAAAGCUUGCUGUCAUGGUGCUUCUUCUAGGAUGGUGUUUCACACAGAACAACAUCAAGGGUUUCUGAUUUCCAAGCUGCAAUGCAGGCUGUUUUACUGCUGAUACUGAGUUUAAUAUCUAUUACAGUACAUCAAGCUUUUAUCUCCAUCUGCAUGAGGAACUGGAGAUUAUUCUUUGCUUUAAUCAGAGCUCCCAUUUCCAGUGCAUGUUAGUAAAUUUUCUUUGGUGGUUCAUAAAAAUUGAAGGAAGCUGUUUCAGUGUAGUUGGCCAAGAGUAGGUCUUAGUUUUCAUUAAAUAUAUUUAAGAUAAAUAUAGUGGGUGUUUGAACAACACA
Molecule: messenger RNA, 1153 nt
Organism: Sturnus vulgaris (Common starling)
Lineage: Eukaryota; Metazoa; Chordata; Aves; Passeriformes; Sturnidae
Gene: MRPS28
Product: mitochondrial ribosomal protein S28
Cellular component (GO): mitochondrial small ribosomal subunit
Source: RefSeq, a predicted model, not a curated record